AUGGGAAAUUAUUUCCCAUCAAAUUCAUUCCGUGAACCAAACGAGGCCUUAGUGCUAAAGGAAAGACAGAGGACACUGGUUUAUGUUAUCCAACACGACACUUGUAUUUACAGAUGGAACUCUACUGUUAUGCUAAUUUGGAUUUUGGGCAGGUCAGCAGUUGUCCAAAGCAGGUUUUCUCAGAUGGUGCUCGCGUCUGUCCAUAUGGCUUUUGGUAGUGUACUUGGGCACUGGGAUCUGGGCCAGAGUAAUGUAAUAAGCUGCCAUCUCGGAAAGGCAUUAUCCAUAUUAUUCAGGUCAGUUAAAAAGCAUGUUUUCUGUCUAUAG
Prunus armeniaca (apricot) is the source of this 327-nucleotide messenger RNA. NCBI's taxonomy places the organism in Eukaryota, Viridiplantae, Streptophyta, Magnoliopsida, Rosales, Rosaceae. The record is from the annotation of a GenBank genome assembly.